Messenger RNA from Rhododendron vialii, 4026 nucleotides. Its product is annotated as nuclear pore complex protein NUP1-like. The transcript is spliced from 9 exons. Gene Ontology annotation, cellular component: nuclear envelope. NCBI's taxonomy places the organism in Eukaryota, Viridiplantae, Streptophyta, Magnoliopsida, Ericales, Ericaceae. The record is from RefSeq and is a predicted model, not a curated record. Gene Ontology annotation, biological process: nuclear membrane organization; poly(A)+ mRNA export from nucleus. Bases 31 to 3639 code for a protein of 1202 amino acids.
CUCUCUCAACACUCCACUGCAAAACCCCCCAUGAAGUCGGGCGAAGGCACCUCCUACGGCGGCGGCGUCGGCGGGAAGUUCCGGAAGACGCCGUCUCGGCGGCACCAACCGACGCCGUACGACCGCCCCCCGCCGACCCCUUUCCCAAACCCUAGAAACAACAACGGGUGGCUCCCCAAACUCAUCCUCUCCGGCGCUCGCUCCUUCUUCUCCUCCUUCUCCCGUAAGCGCCUACCUCCUCCGCUCCCACCAGAAGCAAACAUAGAGUCAAGGGAUCGGCUUCAGGAUGCAGUUCCCAUCAAUUCUGCUAGAGUGGAAGCACCAGCAAUUGAUAAUGGUGGCAAUCCAACCAAUAGCUGUAACGAUAGUAGCAUUUCCAAACUUGAGCAAAUAUUACAGCAAAAGACAUUUAGUAGAUCUGAGGUUGACCGUUUGACGGAACUACUACAUUCAAAACCUAUCGAUGUACCUACUGGGGAUGACCACAAAAUGGGUGAAGUAAAUGUUCCACAAUCAAUGUCUGCAUAUGGGGUACAACAGAAUGUUUCAAGUAGCCCAAUGCAGCACCAUGUGAUGGAGAUGCCCUUGGAGAAUCGGUUUCGUGGGCACUUUUUAACUCCCUUGAUCAGUUCACAUGUCCAUGAAAAAGAUGUUGCUUCACCUGCUGAGCUUGCAAAAGCAUACAUGGGUAGCAGGCCUUCAAAAGUAUCACCGUCAAUGUUAGGCUUGCGCAGCCAAGCAUUGAAAGAAGAUGCAAAUCUGUUGGAUAACGUAUCAUAUCCUCCAAAGACGCAUGUUCGUGUUGGAAUUCCUGAAAAUGGUUUUAUGAACCCAAGAUCCCGAGGCAGAUCGGCCAUAUAUGACAUGGCUCGUACGCCAUACUUGAAUGUGAAUCCAACUGCUGACCAAAAGGGUUUCAGGUCUGUCUUCGACGGUUAUGGUGGACCAUCUGCAUCACCAUCAUCUGUAUAUCCGAGGGAGCAUGAUGCACAACUUGGGUCUAAGCAAUUGGCCCUAAAACGCAGGAUAUCUGCAUUAGAAGAUGAUAUUGGUUCUACUACUCCCAUACGUAGACUCCGGCAGAAAACUAGUCUUUCGACUCCACAAAAUUUGAGCUUGCCGGUAUAUAGAAGUACUCUUUCUAGUCAUGGAGCUGGACUUGGGUCUAAUGGUGCUCAACCCCUUAUAUCUUUUAACCGAAAACCAUUUCCUGUAGAAGAACCUCAGUAUAGAAACUUGCAUACAGAGAAUGAGGAUAACAGCACCCCCAGUACAAGUUAUACCACCAUUCCUUUUAAGUCCAGUGAGAUGGCUACAAGAAUAUUAGAGCAGCUUGAAAAGUUGGUUCCAAGGGAGAAGCCAUUAGAAGGAGACAAAUCACCCAGUAAGUUGACACCAAGUAUGCUGCGAGGACAGGCUCUUAGAAGCCUAGAAUAUGUUGAUUCAUCAAAGAUUCUGCAGAAUGCCCUAGAAAGUCAUAAGUUGGAGGAAUUGUGCAACACCUCUCAACUAGAUGCUGAUGAAAUGACCUCUCAUAAGCAAGACAAAAUUGAAGAAAAUGGCCCAGAAAAGUUUAUUGGUUGUCACGAGACAGUGGCUCCUGUCGGGAUCUGUGGAACUAUGGUUUCAGUUAAUGAUUCUGUUGCUGGUGUUCAUACUGCAGGUUCAGUAGUCACAGCAACUGCUACUCAACCUCCUCAAAAGAAAUGGGCUUUUCAUAUGAGUGCGGAUGAGGAUUUUCUGGACCUGGAUGAUGAGAUUCAUCCUAUUGAAGCUACAUCAACACAGUUGUCUCCGGAGGUAGAAAAACAAGAGAAAUUUAUGGUGGAGAGCAAGGUUGCUUAUACUGAAGCAGUGAUGGUGAGCAAAACUUCAAGAUUGUCUGAAAUCAAGCCACCUGAUGGUCCUCUUAUAACAAAUUCAGCCGAUUUAGGAACUUUUGAUGCGUCUGUGGCUGGUGAGAAAAACACCUUUACGUUCCUUACUGUGCCUGCUUCCAGCACAACUUUUCAGCCCAUUGUGGCUGCUCUUCAAUCAACCUCAGCAUUUGACUCGAUUAUUCCACUCAAGGAAUCAAAUUCAACUCCGGUUUUUAUUAGUGCUGACUCCAAAAUUGUCGAUAAGGUUCCAUCGAUCUCAUUUUCAUCAUCUGCUGUCAGUGAAUCUCUAUGCCAAAAGUCUAAUGCCCCACUGGAAUCAAAGCCAGAAUGUUCAAACAGCUUAGCAAAUAGUGCCUCUGGUACAGCUAUCGUCGCACCAAAAGUUCCAGAGUCAGACGAAGGUGAUUAUGAUGGCAUACAAAAAUCCGUAGAAAUGACAGUACAAUCUGAAAUUUCUAGUUCUGCUGCUGUAUCCGCAAGCAGCAUUUUGUCCUUCGCUGCCCCCGCCUACAUUUCAGGUCUAAAUAAUGGUUCACUUGCUUCAAGUCCUUCUAUAUUUUCCUCCCCUGCUCCAUUUCCAGUUUCCGUUGAUUUCACCAAUCAAAAAAUUGGAAAUAGUUUUACCAACACUGCCCCUUCCACUAGUGUUACCGUUUCUACCAAUGACACCACUACUACCUCUGCUUCCAAUGGAAUUGUCUCUACCUCUUCUGCAGCAUCUUCAUUUCUGGUAGCCCCUAUUUUCAAUUUUGGGCCCACCGCUGGAGCUCUAUCAAAUCCAGUUUCAACGAUGUCAACCACUUCCAGCUUAGAAACUACAGAUUUGAAGGCCAAAACUGAUAAGGAAUCAACACUUGGCAAUGACAACCUAAGUAACGCACCUCUUGGUGGCACAUCGUUUGGAACUGCAAGCACAGGAAGUAACAUUUUCGGAUUCAGUACUUCUGCUACUUCUUCAGCUGUGUAUAAUUCAUCUGAAGGUGAUCUUUUUGGCACCACUAGUGGAUCUUUAGCCAUCACUCAGACGUCUCCUGCUGAAACUGGGGUUGCAACGGUUACACAGAGCAUGCCUUUUCAGUUUGGGUCAUCUUUCACUUGUAGCAAUUCUAUAUUUGGUUCCUCAAGCUCAAGCAGUCCACUAUUUAGUUCUUCAACUUCUCCCAAGUUGUUCGAUUCAACCUUUAGCUUCGGUCUGAGUUCUUCGGCUUCCUCUUCACCGAUCAACACCAUUAGCCCCAGUGGUGCUGCCACUUCAAGCUUAUUUGGUACGAACUGGCAGCCGACCACCACCACAUCUGUUUCUCCAUCAGCCGUUUUCCCCUUUGUAGCAUCCUUCGUUUCUGCUGCUUCUACCAGUAAUGCCCCGAUGGUAUUUAGUAGUGGAAUUCCAACGUUCACAGCUCUCUCAGGUAAUGGGGAUCAGAUGAGCAUGGAAGAUAGCAUGUCCGAGGACCCUGUACAGGGAUCAGCGCCGGCAGUUCCGGUGUUUGGUCAACCAUCCAUCUCAGCUCCAUCAUCUGGCUUUAUGUUUAGCUCAACAGUUUCGUCAGGGGGAAUUCCAUCGUUUCAAUUUGGUAAUCAACAGAAUCAGAGCACUCCACAAAUGCUACCUCCUUUUCAGUCAUCUGGUAGUCUGGAGUUUGGUGCUAAAAAUAGCUUCUCAUUGGGUUCUGGCGGUGGCGGUGACAAGUCUGGUCGGAAAAUAGUUAAACGUCAAACACAAAAACCGAAGAAGGCCAUAAAACACCAUGAAAGGUGAUUGGUUUCAUUCACAAUCCUAGUUACUGGGGUAAAGAAAAGAGAUACAGCUCCCAUUUUGUGGGAGAUAUGUGCCAUGAGUUUGCUGUUAUUGCCGGUGUUUCUGAGUUUCUCUGUGUUGGAAAUGUAGAUCAAUUGCCUCGAGUCCGUUGGAUUCUGGUAAUUCUGUUGCACGCUUAACAAUAUUUGCUGUAGUGGCCGAGGUUUUGUUCUUGCUAUGGAAGGCAUAAUGUGUCCCAAUUUUGGUUGUCUUUAGUGAACGUAUGAGCACUUGUACUGUACUUUAGGAGCUGUAGUUCGUAGGGUUUCUGGUCUGGAAAUUCUCUAUCUAACUACCUUCUUUGUGUACUCUGUUACAUGUGAAAUAUAAGGAAAGUUCCUGAGGUAA